Aedes aegypti (yellow fever mosquito) is the source of this 1650-nucleotide messenger RNA. RefSeq lists its product as uncharacterized. NCBI's taxonomy places the organism in Eukaryota, Metazoa, Arthropoda, Insecta, Diptera, Culicidae. The record is from RefSeq and is a predicted model, not a curated record. The transcript has a single exon. Bases 1 to 1650 code for a protein of 549 amino acids.
AUGGCGCACGGACUACAUUCGAUGAUAAAAAGUGAAAUUAGUUGCGGGAGCGGCGGAAAGCCAAGGAUUGAACAACAGCAACGUCCCGGCGGAGGUAACAGUCAGAACAACAGCUCGGGAGGAACCGCAGGAAAGAUGGGUUCCCGAAGGAUUUUCACACCACAGUUCAAGCUGCAAGUGCUGGACUCGUAUCGGAACGACAGUGACUGCAAGGGUAACCAGAGAGCCACAGCCCGCAAGUAUGGCAUCCACAGGAGGCAAAUUCAGAAAUGGUUGCAGGUGGAGAACAACCUCCGCUCGGCGGCAGCCAACAGCAGUUCAAGCGGAGCUGGCGCUGCGAUGAAAAUCAAUCUAAUGGGCAAUCAUCAGCCUCAGGCUGCUCCACAGCCACAGUUUCCACUGCAUCCGCACCAUCUCCAUCCACACCGACACAUUCACCACCAGAAUCUGAAUUCCAUCGAACUAAAAGUGCCUCUGGAUUCAGCUAGACACCGCGUCGCUCAAAACGCCAGUAAUAACAACAACAACAUCCUCGGCAACGGCAAAGAGAACAGCGCUUGUAUAAUAUCGCCAGUUCCCACUCACACUUUGGUAGCGCCAUUCUCGCAUCCACACCACGAAAGUUCGUCGUCGUCAGCAAGUCUAUCGGUACUUAAACCGCACAGCCGCGGAGACUCGGAGGCGGUCGCCAUGGCGGUGAGCCAAGUGCAGCGGCCCAACUAUUCACCCGUGUCCGGUGAUUUUCCAGUCACCCCGACGCCGACUCACCCCUUCGACAGGAUCAAUCUGCUCGAUCCGUACUAUCAUCCGUAUCAUCUCCCCUACGCCAAGUACGCAAUCGACUGUCCGAUUGACCUUUCGCUGCCACAGCACUAUCGUGCCAAGCUGGAGCAAGCUCUCUCCCCCUGCUCGACCAUCUCCUCGGUCUACUCUUCACGGCCACGGUCCACUACGCCGGCCCAUGUGGAAAUCAAAACCGAAGAGCCUUCCCGCGAUCUCCCGACGGAAGACUGCGAAGCGGUCGAUCUCUCCUGCCGAAAGCGCAAAACUUCCUCCCCGAGCGAUGACGACGCAAGUCCUCCAAAAUCCAUCAAGCUCUUCAAACCCUACCUGCUGGACGAAAAAGACGACGAUAAGGACUCCAACAUCGGCUCCCCAGAUCCGACGGGGAGGCCCGAUUAUCCCAUCAUUUGGAACUUUCAUGCCCAGCAGCGAUAUUACGAAAGCCUAAGCGAAUUCAACGGAGGAUACCCGCCAAGUCCUCCAUACAUGCAUCAACCGCUGACACCGAUCCCGCGGACCCCUUUCAGCACCACCUUGUCUCCGUCCCCGCCAAGCACCGUCGGUAGCACUCACUGGGCUCAACCGCAAGCUUCUCCCGUAUCCGGUUACGACAGUUCUACCUCAAUCUCGUCCGUCUACAGCAAUGACGGAGACACCGACGGCUACAGUUACAACCUGGAACUUCGACAGCAGGCCAUCGACAGCUACUACCACGAUGCAAGCUGCCGAGGUGAUUUCCGUGCCGUCGCCUCCAAGUACAACAUCAACCGGAAGUACGUGGAGAAAUGGCUCGCCCAGGAGGAUCAUCACGCGCUUCCAGCAGCACCUCCGCCACCACCACAACAGCCGCAGGUCGUCGUUGGGUAA